Molecule: messenger RNA, 1098 nt
Organism: Tetrapisispora phaffii CBS 4417
Lineage: Eukaryota; Fungi; Ascomycota; Saccharomycetes; Saccharomycetales; Saccharomycetaceae
Product: sterol desaturase family protein
Exons: 1
Coding region: 1-1098 (365 amino acids)
Biological process (GO): lipid biosynthetic process
Molecular function (GO): iron ion binding; oxidoreductase activity
Source: RefSeq, a predicted model, not a curated record
AUGGAUUUGGUUUUGGAGGUCUGUGACACUUACGUCUUUGAUUGGGUCUAUGAGAGGCUUCUUCCUACCUCGCUCUAUGGAACUGUUCCUGAAUCGUGGGCAAAACAGAUGGAUUUGAAUUCUGGAGUUCAAAACAUAACUGCUCUGUUGAAGUCUAUCAACACUGGUAAUGAGCACCGUACAUCUCCUGAGAGAUAUGGUCAUGUCCCAUAUUUGACCGAUAUGACAGCUGCUACUUUUGGUUCUCUAUUACGUAGAAGCAAUUAUGCAAGGGAGAUGAUCUCACUAACCAUUGUAGUGACUGUCUUUGGGUGGUUACUAUACCUCCUAUUUGCCACAGGUAGUUACUUUUUGGUAUUCGAUAAGAACAUCUUUAAUCACCCUAAGUUCUUAAAAAACCAGAUGGCAUUGGAGAUUAAAUUGGCAAUGUUCGCCAUUCCAGUGAUGUCCUUCUUGACAUCGAUCUGUUUCAUGUUUGAACUUAAUGGGUUUUCAAAGUUGUAUGCGACAGUAGAUAUCAACAAUGGUGGAAUCCGCAAGUUACUCUUCGAAUUUCCCUUGUUUAUUUUGUUCACUGACUGUGGAAUUUAUUUGGCUCAUAGAUGGUUACAUUGGCCAACAGUGUACAAAGUUUUGCAUAAGCCGCAUCAUAAGUGGUUGGUCUGCACACCAUUUGCCUCACACGCUUUCCAUCCUGUGGAUGGGUUUAUACAAUCAUUGCCUUAUCACAUUUACCCAAUGAUUAUGCCGUUGAAUAAGUACCUUUACUUAUUCUUAUUCACUUUUGUUAACUUCUGGACCAUUAUGAUCCAUGAUGGUAACCAUAUGUCGCAAAACCCAUAUGUUAAUGGUACAGCAUUCCACACUGUUCAUCACCUCUAUUUUAAUUACAAUUACGGUCAGUUCACCACACUGUGGGAUAGAUUAGGUGGAUCCUACAGAAAGCCGGAAGACUCAUUAUUCAAUCCUGAACUAAAUAAGGAUGCUAAGGCACUUGAUGAGCAAUUGAGGCGUAUCGAUGAGAUACAAAGAGUAGUUGAGGAGGAUGAAGACGAUAGAAUUUACAGCAACAUAAGCAAGAAAAAAAAUAGUAGGUAA